Messenger RNA from Solanum stenotomum, 930 nucleotides. Its product is annotated as peroxiredoxin-2E-2, chloroplastic-like. Gene Ontology annotation, molecular function: thioredoxin peroxidase activity. Lineage: Eukaryota; Viridiplantae; Streptophyta; Magnoliopsida; Solanales; Solanaceae. The record is from RefSeq and is a predicted model, not a curated record. Gene Ontology annotation, biological process: cellular response to oxidative stress; cell redox homeostasis; hydrogen peroxide catabolic process. The transcript has a single exon. Bases 93 to 776 code for a protein of 227 amino acids. Gene Ontology annotation, cellular component: cytoplasm.
CAUAGUUUGUUCCGUCCAUUAUCCUAAAAAGGGUCUCUAAAAAGGCCACAAAAUCCCCAAAACCCAAUCAAAUUUUCUUGAGUACAACAACAAUGGCUGCCACUACAGCUGCCAUUUUCACCCUUCCAAAGCUCUACAAAUCCUCCAUUAACCCAAAAACCAUUUCCCGUUUAUCCCCAAAAUCCACUCUUUCUUCUUCUUUUUCCAUUUCAUCUGUUCCAUUCAAGGUACAUCACUCAAAGCGCAAUGCACAACCCCUUUCAUACACCACUCCAAGAAUCUCCGCCGAAAUCUCCGUCGGAGACAAAUUACCCAAUUCUACACUUUCCUACUUCGAUUCAUCUGAUGAACUCAAGACCCUUUCCGUCUCUGACCUCACAUCUGGGAAAAAGGUUGUUCUUUUCGCUGUCCCAGGUGCAUUUACACCAACAUGUUCACAGAAACAUCUUCCUGGUUUCGUGGAGAAGUCGAAGGAGCUAAAAUCGAAAGGGGUUGAUACAAUUGCUUGUGUUUCGGUUAAUGAUGCUUUUGUGAUGAAAGCUUGGAAGGAGAAUUUGAACAUUGGUGAUGAAGUUUUGCUGUUGAGUGAUGGAAAUUUGGAGUUUACAAAGGCAAUUGGGUGUGAACUUGACCUUACUGAUAAGCCUAUUGGACUUGGUGUUAGGUCUAGAAGAUAUGCUAUGCUUGUGGAUGAUGGGGUUGUUAAGGUGUUGAAUUUGGAAGAAGGUGGAGCUUUUAAUGUUAGCAGUGCAGAAGAUAUUCUCAAGACUCUUUAGAGGUUUAGUUGUGUUUUCUUUUCUUGUUUCUUUCUUUUGAGGGAAUGUUGAUGAUAAUCAUGAGGCUGAAAUGUUGUUUUCAAGUGUUUGAUUACUAGUCUUUGUGAUGAAUAAUACAGAUGUCUUCUAAGAUUAUGAACCUUAUUAGUUAAAG